This is a messenger RNA of Colletotrichum navitas, 537 nucleotides long. Its product is annotated as DASH complex subunit Spc19. The coding region runs from base 1 to 537 and encodes 178 amino acids. Gene Ontology annotation, cellular component: DASH complex; spindle microtubule. The record is from RefSeq and is a predicted model, not a curated record. Gene Ontology annotation, biological process: attachment of spindle microtubules to kinetochore. NCBI's taxonomy places the organism in Eukaryota, Fungi, Ascomycota, Sordariomycetes, Glomerellales, Glomerellaceae. The transcript has a single exon.
AUGGCCCAAAACGCCGCCACCUACGCAGACUGCGUCGCCUCCCUCCGCUCCUCCCUCAACUUCCUCGAGUCCUCCGUCGCGACCCUCGACGCCGGCGUCUCGGACCUCCCGCGGUUGUCCUCCGUCCUCCGCCCGACGCGCCACUUCGAGCUCAUCCCGCAGCCGACCCUCGCCGCCGCCGAGGCCUCGCUCCGCGACGAGAUCGGCCCCCAGAUCGCCCUGCUCCUCGACCGCGCCGAGGCCCAGAUCGCCCGUCGCGAGAGGCGCAUCGAGACGCUGCAGGCCCGCUGCGAGCUGCUGCAGGGCCGGCUGGCGCAGCCCGAGGGGGACGACGGGUAUGGCGGCGCGGGGAAGAAGGGUAAGAGCAAGGGCCUGGGUCGGGGUGCGGGGACCAAGAGGCCGCUGGGUGGAGAGAGCGCGUUGCGCGCGAGAGCUGUGCGGCAGCGGAGGGAAGGACUGGAGUACAGCGUCGAGAGGCUCGAGUUGGAGGUCCUGACCAAGGAGAGGGAGCUGAGGAAAAGGUUGGACAAGGCAUGA